UGUGAUUGCAUAAAGUGAUCACAUGUCAUACAUGCCAAACGUGUGUGUGUAUCUUAGCUUUCUCCCUUGUGUCCCAGAUCUUUUUUCAGCGGCAAUCUGAGUGUGAUUUUGCAAGGAAAUUUUUUUAACCGUUUUAGAAAUGGCCUCAUGUAAAGUGAAUAUCAAAUGGGGCAAGGAAAAGUUCAGUGAUAUUGAAUGCUGUGUAGAUGAAUCUCCAGAUGUGUUUAAGGCGCAGAUCUUUGCUCUAACAGGAGUACAGCCUGAGCGACAAAAGGUCAUGCUGAAAGGAGCAACUCUCAAGGAAUCAUGGACUGGGUUUAAAGUUAAAGAUGGUGUCACCUUUCUUGUGAUGGGAUCGGCUGAAGCUCUCCCUGAAGCCCCAACACAAAAGACACUUUUUGUGGAAGAUAUGACAGAUGAGCAACUAGCAACUGCGUUUGAGUUGUCAGCUGGUUUGAAGAACUUGGGUAACACCUGCUACUUGAACUCCACCGUGCAGUGUCUGCGUAGCAUUCCAGAACUGAGAGAGUCCUUGAAAAAGUAUGAUGGUCAUGUUAAUCAAGCUAUGGCAAGUGUUCAGCCAGCAGAGUCAAUUACAGCUGCCAUGAGGGAUCUAUUUGAUGCCAUGGAAAAGGCCACUGAUGGAAUUCCACCAAUAUUUCUAUUACAUCUUCUUCACAUUGCCUUCCCACAGUUUGCAGAAAAGAAUGAACAUGGUGUCUUCCAACAACAGGAUGCAAAUGAAUGUUGGGUGCAGUUGGUACGGUUGUUACAACAGCAGUUGACUGUGAGUGUUGCUGGAGAGAAUCAACAAGCAGAAGGUGCCUCAGCAUCACAGAAAGGAUUCAUUGACCAGUACUUGGGUGGAAGGUUUGAUUGCAGUCUGAAAUGUGUGGAAGCUCCAGAGGAAGAGGAAUCAAAGUCUACCGAGCAGUUUAUGCAGUUGAGCUGCUUCAUCUCUCAGGAUGUCAAGUACCUUCACACAGGACUAAAAAAUAGACUCACAGAGAAUAUUGAAAAAUUUUCGCCAUCCUUGGAGAGAAAUGCACAGUACAUCAAAGAGUCUCGUAUAAGUCGUCUUCCUGCCUAUUUACCAAUUCAAAUGGUGAGAUUCUACUACAAGGAGAAGGAAGCCAUUAAUGCUAAGAUCUUAAAGGAUGUGAAAUUCCCAUUGAUCCUUGAUGUAUUUGACCUCUGUACUAAAGAACUUCAAGAAAAGUUGAUUCCAAUUCGGGCCAAGUUCAAAGAGAUGGAGGACAGAAAGGUGGAGGAGUUACAGAAGGCUAAGCAAACAGAAAAAAAGCAGCCAGCACCAGCUGUAGAGCAAUCUAUCAAGCUGCUACCAUAUGAUUUUUCUGAUGAUAUCGGAAGUAACAACAGUGGCUACUAUGAGUUGCAAGCUGUACUAACUCAUCAAGGCAGGUCCAGCUCUUCAGGUCACUAUGUUGGCUGGGUCAAGAAGAAGGGAGAGGAAUGGAUCAAAUUUGAUGAUGACAGUGUUUCCCCAGUCGCAUCUGAAGAUGUCCUUAAGCUGUCUGGAGGUGGUGAUUGGCACUGUGCUUAUGUACUUCUCUAUGGUCCAAGGAGAUUAGAUGAACCAGCCCAAGAUGAAGAACCAAUGUCAGAAAAAUAAUGUGACAAAAACAACAUGUUGCCAGUCUUCUCCCAUUGCCUGUAUCUGUUGCGACACAGAAUAUGUAGUGACUGUCAAAAAUUUGGAUUGGAAACAUUAAGGUUAUCUGCUCUUAUUUGAUGAAAAAGCAUCAGAUCCCUCACUCAUUGAUAGUUAUAACUUACUCCUUUUACAUUUUCAACAAAGUUAGAGUCUGAAACGUUUUUGGCCAAGUAAAAAAAAAUAAAUAAAUAAAAGGGUUUGACACUGGAAGAAAAAUGUGACCAUCUGUUUUAUGAUGAUAUAACUCUGCCAACAUUUUUUUCCCUUUUCAAAUUCUGCAUUAACAGAUCAUCAUUGGGUCAAACUAACAGACUUAUGCAUAAACAUUCUAUCCUUUGAACAGUAGAUUUUAUUGUUAAAAUACUGUUAACAAGUUUUGCAUCAAAAGUACAGAGGUGUGUUUUGGGAAACUGGCAAAUAUGGAAAAGUUGAUUAUUUUGCAUUCCGCCCUUCAAACAGAUUUGCAUUGUAUGGAUCUCUCAGGAAAUCUGAUAAUACUCUGAUACUCGUCAGGGAACCCUAACGUAUGUUACCUUGUCAUGUCCCAAUGGGUUAAGUCAAAAUUGGUGCCCAUCACUAUACAGUUCUCAUGCAUGCAUGGUAGUAAUAUUCAGUGUACCUUUGCUCCAUCUCAGACCAUAGUAUGAUUAAAAAAAAACAUUCAGUUUGUAGUUGCAAUAGAAUGGAACCACCUAGUCAUUAGAAAUUUACUGUUAUUUUAUUCAGUUUGUAAUAACGAAAACACGUUAGUGCCUUCGUGCGUCAAACCAUACAGAGAAGCCCUCUUUUCUGUAUGGUUUGACACACUUAAGCACUCUAACAGGUGUUUUCAUUAUUACAAACUGAAUAAAAUAACAGUAAAGUCACAAAGGAGUACACAUAUACCUAAAUGAUAUUUGGGACAUGCAAGGCAAAUGUAUAUCCAGACCAGACAUGUGAAACUUGAACAGCAGUAAAACCAUGUACGUGAACACACAGCUCCAAAUGCAUACAUUUUCAGGUUAAGCUUCAGCAAGUAACAGAAACUUAAAAUGUUGAAAAGCCCAUGGGGGAACUUGUUCCAUGAUACAAAAAGUAAAUGUUGGCCCCCUUUACAUGUAUAUAGUUUCAACUUACUAAAAAUAGGCUUACAACAAGGGUAGAUUCAGAGGAAUUUGGGCCACGCCCUCCAAAAAGAGAGCCUCCUGUUCCUUUUUAUUUAAAUGAAAGGUGACUUUUUAUGGGAGGGGUCUGUACAUUGGCCUGAAUAAAGCCCCAAAUGUACAGUAGCCUCACCCCUUAGAAUGGCCAUAAAAGGUUACGUGAACAAACAUACUAAUUUAGCCCCCCCCCAAAAAAGUGGUUUUGUUCUGGUGCAUUCGUAGUCAGCCAUCUGAAAGAAUUUUUCAGUUGAAGGGCUCACUAAUUGGCCAGUCAGCAUGCACAGUUUUACAUGCAUGGCUGUACUGUGAAACUCUGCCUCAAUGUUAUGCCUGUCUGCAAAAAUGUCUCCUUUUAAGGGAGGAUUAGUUUGAAAAUGUAGUCAAGAAUUGAAAUUGAAACAUGGAGUCACGUGUCAUUUUUCAGCACAAUUAAUCUACUGUAUGACACAGAAUUCACUAGCCCUGUUUUGUGCAGUUGAGAAAACUUGGUUUAAUUGCUCAAUGUUCUUGAGCUGUGAAAACAAUUUUCAGCUGGAUUUUGUAAAAUGUUUGCUUAACUGUUCCUCUUCUUUUAGACAGAUAAACCUAACCCCAAAAUGCCUCUAAACUUCGUUUUCAGAAAAGGGGAAAUGUCCUGUGAACAUGGGUAAGUCUGCAGAAGGUCUUCCCUUCCUCUAUCAUGCAGACAUCUUUUAAGGUUAGCUCAAGUGUUAUAUUUGAGUCCAUCACAAGUCCUUUCACAAGUCCAGUCCCAGGAUAGGGUAUUGUUUCCCAUUGUUUCCACAAUAUAUUACUCUCCUUUAUACAAACCACAUGCACUUGCCAGUGAGGACUAUAGAUUGACCAUCAAGUACAAGGAUACACCCAUUGUACAUGUAUUCUGUCCUCUGUGGUAAGGCUGAACAAGCACACAGGCACAGAGUUGUAUGGACUUCACACGUUAAAGCACAGACGUGGUAAGGUUCAUAACAUUAUGGGGACCGUCUUCAAUUAGGAAAGUCAGUCCCGACUUUUCUAACAGAAGGAAUUGUCCUCUUAAUGACCUACCCACACAUACUCUGGGUAAGGGGGGGUGUCUUUGCUUUGUGCCUGACUAGUCAGGGUAUGGGAAAGGAAUAUCACCAUGGAUCAUCAUGUAUCAGCAGCAUCAGGAAACAUGUUUUCACUGGGCGAGGCAUAUUUUGUCCGUAUUAGGAAAGGGCAUGGAUUCUAAGUCCAGCUAAAAAGAAAGAAUGGUCAAAUGUGUGCCAAUUUCAGACUUUAAUAAACUGAUGACAAGUGCUUAUUGUAA
Acanthaster planci (crown-of-thorns starfish) is the source of this 4108-nucleotide messenger RNA. RefSeq names its product ubiquitin specific peptidase 14 (gene usp14). The record is from RefSeq and is a predicted model, not a curated record. NCBI's taxonomy places the organism in Eukaryota, Metazoa, Echinodermata, Asteroidea, Valvatida, Acanthasteridae. Gene Ontology annotation, biological process: regulation of proteasomal protein catabolic process; proteasome-mediated ubiquitin-dependent protein catabolic process; protein deubiquitination. Gene Ontology annotation, molecular function: protein binding; cysteine-type deubiquitinase activity; proteasome binding.